Messenger RNA from Carica papaya (papaya), 3194 nucleotides. The record is from RefSeq and is a predicted model, not a curated record. NCBI's taxonomy places the organism in Eukaryota, Viridiplantae, Streptophyta, Magnoliopsida, Brassicales, Caricaceae.
UUGAUUUUCUACCAGCAUUGGAAGAAUGCAAGCAAUUUGGCCCUUCCUUCAAGCAGCCAUCUGAACUCUUCUCCUACAGCCUCAGGCAGUCGCCAUUCUUCAAUUCAACAAGCUGACUUCUGGAUAGCCUCAAGCCCGGUUUUCUUCAAGCUGACCCUUCUCCUACAUAGCCUCAAGAAGUCGUGAUUCAGAACCAGUACCAGCUCGCUUCCGUUGCUCAACCUCCACAGCUGCGAUUUCUCUUCAUUGCGCCCAUCAUUCCUCUGAAGACUCGGGGUGUAUUUUGCGUUGGAAAAUUAGAGCAGCUAGUCUGUCUUGAAGGCUUCUGGUUCUGCUGGCUGGUCUCAAGAUCUGCAGAUGCUUUCGGGAAGAAGAGGCGGAGGUCUAACUAUACGCUCUAUAUGAUAUGCGUAGACAUCGACAAUUAACAUUGCCUUACCUUAAGAGAUCGAAAUCACUACUGAUUUUAGGCACCCGUUGUAUGCGUUCUUUUAUCAUAUUUAGUUCCAUUUUAGGUUCUUAAAAUUAGUUUCAAGAAAUCAGAUGGCUGCUAGAAGGAAGGGUCAAUUUCCUGCAGAUAGUCAGCCUUGCUGCGGAUUUUUUUUUCCUUCCUUCUUUGUGUUCACGUUUUUUGUGUUUCAUUGUAAUUGUUUUAAAUAUUUUUAAUGUCUUUUUUUUUUUCUUUUUUAAGUAGAAGAGCGACCUUAUAAUUUGGUAAUGACAUGACAUGCAAGGUGGUCAUUUUUGAUGACUUGACAGGUGGGUCACCGAUGAUUAAGGAGGCUUAAGGGAAGUUCUUGACUAAAUGCAAUUAUAGACAUUGAGUGGUCAAUUGAAUAGAACAAAAUUUUGAGUUUUAAAAUGGAGAAAUGUGCAGAUGUUGGACCUUUGAGAGUACGUUUAGCCUAAAGUUUGGUAUCUCUUUGUGUUUAUAGUAUUGGAAUGUAUCCUAAGUUACUUCCUAAACAUGUAGCCUCUGUCGUAAAAUACCAGAAAGAUCCUCUAAAAGCGCUUAAAAUGUUCGAUUCUGUGAAAGAGGAAAGUGGAUUCAAGCAUACGAUUUUAACAUAUAAAUGUAUGAUUGAGAAGCUUGGGUUUCAUGGUGAAUUUGAGGCCAUGGAGCAAGUUCUCAUGGAGAUGAGAAGGAAUAUUGAUAACAGUUUGCUAGAAAGAGUGUAUAUUGGAGCAAUGAGAAAUUAUGGAAGGAAGGGGAAGGUUCAAGAAAUGAUGCAAGUGCAGAAUAAGAUUCUCAAUGAUGCAAUUUUGAAGGUUUGUCCCGAUGAAUUCACAUAGUUCUUAAUUAGUGGGUUAUGUCAAGGUGGUGAAAUGGAUCGUGCUCUGGCUACCUUUAAGGAGGCUGCAAGAAAAGGAUCGAAGCGUAGUAUUGUUUUGUACAACACUUUGAUCAAAGGGUUAUGUAAGCAGGGAUUUGUUUUGGAAGCGUUGCAGUUGAUGAAUGAAAUGUCAGAAAAUGGUUGCAAUCGUGACAUAUGGACUUACAACAUUAUCAUAAAUGGAAUGUGCAAGAUGGGCUGUGUGCAUGAUGCAAAUAAGCUCAUGAAUAUUGCAAUUUCCAAGGGCUACCUCCCUGAUAUAUUUACUUUUAAUACUUUGAUUGAUGGGUAUUGCAAGCAGUUGAAAUUGGAUAAUGCAAUAGAUGUUGUAAAUAGAAUGUGGAGUGAGGGUGUAUCUCCUGAUGUAAUCACAUACAACUCUGUUCUGAAUGGCCUCUGCAAGGCUGCCAAGUUUGAUGAUGUAAUGGAAACUUUUAAUGCAAUGAUGGGGAAGGAAUGUGUUCCAAACUUAGUUACAUACAACAUACUUCUGGAGAGCCUAUGCAAAGCUCGAAAGGUUAAUGAAGCCCUGAACUUGCUCAAGGAGAUAGAAAAUAAGGGCUUGACUCCAGAUUCUGUUAGUUUGGGCACAUUGAUUGAUGGGCUUUACAAUAACGGGGACUUGGAUGGAGGUUACCUGCUUUUUAGAAGAAUGGAAUCGGAAUACAAGAUUUCUCAUACAACAGCAACAUACAAUAUCAUGAUUAGUGCAUUUUCUGAGAAGCUAGAUAUAAAUAUGGCUGAAAAGCUUUUCCAAGAGAUGCAUGAUUGUGGGUGUGCACCAGAUACUUACACUUACCGUGUCAUAAUUGAUGGCUUUUGCAAAACAUGCAACUUUGAUUCUGCUUACAAAUUUCUCUUGGAAAUGAUAAAAAAUGGGUUUAUUCCAUCUCUUACAACAUUUGGGCGGGUAAUUAACUGUCUGUGCAUUGAGCAUAGAGUUCCUGAGGCUGUUUGUAUCAUCCACCUGAUGGUGCACAAGGGUAUCGUCCCUGAUGUUGUGAACACAAUUUUUGAGGCUCACAAGAGGGAGAUAGCAGCUCCUAAGAUAGUUGUGGAAGACUUGCUGAAGAAAAGUUGUAUAACUUAUUAUGCCUAUGAACUCUUAUAUGAUGGUAUUAGAGAUAAAAAGCUACUAAAGAAAAAGAUACUUGGUGAUAACAUAAUGGAUGCAAACUCCUUCAAGCACAGUACUGGUAGAUCAUGGGCUGCACAUGGCAUGCAAAAGGAACUUCCAGGGUGUCCAGUAUUCUGAUGUCUCAUCAAUCACUCUUUUUUUCUUUGUUAUCUUUCUUUGGAAGCAAAAUCCUUUUAUGGGUGUCACCAUAUUAAUAAGGGUCUGCAAAGAGGCAUGCAACUAGCAAAAGCGCAUGACUUUGCUUUAUGCUUUUUCAUAAUAUGACCUGGCGGAAAAGAAAGUCGGCGGUGGGCAGUACUGUUGAAAGUGCUCUGCAAAAAUAUUUGGGUAUUUCCUGAUGGAAUUUUCCCAAGGGCUUCAGGUGCUGUCCUAUUACCAAAACUUGCAAACUCAUGAGAUCAGAUAGGAUGCCGAACUAAGAUCAAAUUACUCAAGGUUGUGGGAGUGAGUCCAAAAUCUCAAAGACAAGUCCUUUCUGCAACCCAAUUAUGUUAAUGGGUAUUUUUGGCAGCUGUAUGCUUCAGAGCAUUAAAUGAUUGUGCCGAACAGAAAUGACAUCAAUAGAGGAACACCAGCUGAACUAAGAUCCUGGUUCUCUCAUGCAAGCACAUUUCAAUUAAACGAGAAGCAGAUCUGUUGUAACAAUAUUUGGGAAGAAGAUGAUAUGUACAUAUAACAAUAUAAUAUAUUUUCAUAGAAAAUUGUUGGUGUUUUGCUCCCCU